Molecule: messenger RNA, 639 nt
Organism: Ipomoea triloba (trilobed morning glory)
Lineage: Eukaryota; Viridiplantae; Streptophyta; Magnoliopsida; Solanales; Convolvulaceae
Product: dehydration-responsive element-binding protein 3-like
Exons: 1
Coding region: 18-578 (186 amino acids)
Biological process (GO): regulation of DNA-templated transcription
Molecular function (GO): DNA binding; DNA-binding transcription factor activity
Source: RefSeq, a predicted model, not a curated record
UGCUCCGUUCCGAAUCAAUGGCAGAAGCCGAGGCGCCAUGUUCGGAGCCUAGCCGCCGACCACUUUCCUCUAAACGCCCCAAGAGAGAUAGAGAUGAGCGGGUGACGUAUAGAGGCGUGCGUAUGCGGAGCUGGGGGAAAUGGGUGUCGGAGAUAAGGGAGCCGCGCAAGAAGUCUCGAAUAUGGCUGGGGACUUACUCCACACCUGAAAUGGCGGCGCGUGCACACGACGUCGCCGCCCUCAGCAUCAAGGGCACCUCCGCCAUACUCAACUUCCCGCACCUCACCGACUGGCUCCCUCGCCCCGCUUCGCUCCACCCCAGAGACGUCCAAGCCGCCGCCGCUAAAGCCGCCGCCAUGGAGGACCUCAACUCUGGCGCGUGCUCCUCUUCUUCUCCGUCGCAGGAGGAGGAGGAGGAACUGGCGGAGAUAAUCGAGCUUCCUACACUCAACGGAAGCUUCGAGUCAAGCUCCGAGUUGAAGCUGGUUGACUCGACGGAGUGGUGGGUGUUGGAUGAUGAAUUUUGUGGGUAUUUUGUUGAUCAUCAAGUAGGGGAAGGGGAAAGUGUGAUUCUGUAAUGGGAUUAAUUCUUGCUAAAAAAAAUAUGUUGGGUUUAAUAAUAUAAUCCAUUUUAUUUUA